Molecule: messenger RNA, 3431 nt
Organism: Chara braunii
Lineage: Eukaryota; Viridiplantae; Streptophyta; Charophyceae; Charales; Characeae
Source: the annotation of a GenBank genome assembly
CCGGUUGUUGCCUGAGCACAUCAAAUGACACAAGUCUAGUGAGCUUACAAUGCAACAAUAUGGUCAGCCAUGGAUGAUGGAAACCAAUUUCCAAAGCGGAAAGGAGGAAGUAGGAUAUUGGGGUGGUGAAACAGAGUGUAUGAUCGCAUCUGGGAUUUCUUGGGCGUACGUUCACGCACCAGUGCAUGUGGAGGUGGUCUUGUUUGUAAACCACAAUCUCUUCAAGCCUCUUUUUGCUGAGGCGGAUUAAAAUUGUGCUCUAAGCUUUGCCGAACGCCAGCGCGGAGUUCUUUGUUCUUUUCUUUUGUGGCUGGCACCGCCAGCCAUUUUGGUCCGGUAGCCCUGAACCUCCGAGUUUUUCGGACUGGCUUGAUUUCGAUUCUCAAGUUUGCCUGGGCGAAGUACUGGUGGUUUAAAGUAUCUGCUGGAUUUCCUGCUUACACACAGAUGUGUAUGGACCUUUUACCUGACGAAGUGUCAGCGGCCUAGGACAAGAGAUAGAACAGGUGGGAAGCAGUGCAUGAGAGAGAGAGAGAGAGAGAGAGAGAGAGAGAGAGAGAGAGAGAGAGAGAGAGAGAGAGAGAGAGAGAGAGAGAGAGAGAUGUUGGGGUAGCAGCCUCCUUAUACCAACGGCCAGCCAACCAGGUUGUUGGUUAUGGGAGGUAUGCUAUGAAAUUAUUUAUUGGUGAACUGGUAGAAAAUUGGCGUGUUUUGUAGUGCACCAAACUCUCCGGAAACCAGUACGAUUUUCUUGCUUCCAUGUCGUUUCCAUGUGACAUGGAGGAGAGAUGAUGUAGGACAUUCCUGGCCUGGAUUUCACGAAUAGAUUGUGGUCUCAUCCCACAGCACACACGAUUGAGGGUCAGUGUGGCCCAGCACAGCAGCAGUGGGGCUCAGGGCUAUUGUUUAGUGAUGAGACGUAAGACUGACAGACCUAGAAAGCUAGGGACAGAGCUCAGAUGCUCUCUACGUACCCAGCUGAUUAUUGUGGCUGAAUGGUACACACAGGAAACUGUCCAUGAACAGAUCAUGAGUGAAUCACAAGGAUAGUAUUAAGGUUAGGUUCUAGCCCCGAUGGGAAAAAAAACAGCUCUCCGCACCUGUGUGUAACAGAGGCCCUGAACAAGAUGGCGUCUUUCUACCUAUUGCAUCGCAGUGACGAUUCAGUAAUCUGUCGUUCUUUGGAAAACAACAGAAGGGUUCCAGUUCGGAUGGUGCUGUCCUUCCUUCAGCACAAUUCAGAAAGCAAGUCGUCCCAAAAAUCGGCUGUCACUGCAGCACCACUUAGCAAUUUGCCACUUAGCAAUUCGCAUUGUGGUAGGGGUUUAGGUCUGGCUGGCUGUCUUUCUAAGGACCAGGAUUUUGCCACGUUUACUAGUCCACGUAAUUUUCUACAGGAUUUGUUAUUGACCAAUAGGUUUCGCGCUGUUGUGUGCAUGCUACUGACUUCCCUGUUGUUUGUCUCAAUGAGGGUUUCCUCUUCUGGACAACUACAACUCCAGAUGUCUAAACAUGUUUCACAAUCGAUGCAAUCUUCUCGAUCAAUGCCUUUGAGAGGAGUUCCCACAAGGUUACUUGGUGGAAGUUUAGAUGCCCGGUCAAAGGAGGGGGAGGGGGAGAGAGAGGGGGAGGGAGAGGUUGAUGGCAGGGAUAGAGAAGAUGGGACGGAGGAGAAAAAGGAGCCACCAGCAUGGUCGAUAGUCGGUGGAAGUGUUGCCGAUGAGGUACUCUUUGCUCAUCAGGUCUCUGUGCAAAUACUGAAAGGGAGUGCGAGUUUUAUUUGUGGUGGAACACUGAUCGACCCACAGUUCGUGGUGACAGCUGCACACUGUGUUCUUGAUGGCAAUUCCUCUGGGUUUGUGGGAAUCCCUUUUGAAAAUCUAACAGUGGGAGUAGGGACGCAAGCACUGGAGCAAAGCCGCCGUGUCCCAAUUUCGCAGGUGUGGGCUCAUCCAGCCUUCAACUUUACCGCCUUCGACCAUGACAUUGCCCUUUUGAAGUUAGGGUUAUCGUUGCCGAUAACUGACAAGGUAAGGCCCAUCAAGAUUGCAGUGAAUAAUGAUACGAACUACCUAGCUGCUGGUGCGGAUAUCACGAUCAGCGGAUGGGGCGCCAUGUACCAGCAGGGUGAGGCAGCGGCAGUGCUGCACAUGGCGACUGUUGAUAGUCUUCCUGAUGGGUGUAGCAAUUACACCCCGCCAAGAUACUCUCUUCCAUUCGAUCCCACUUUGAUGGUUUGCGCUGGGUGUGGUUUGGGCUUUGUUGACUCUUGCUCGGGCGACUCAGGCGGGCCAGCUACUGUAGCUUCGGAGUCCGGCGGCUGCCCGAUCUUGGUUGGCACGGCAAGCUUCGGUGAGAGGUGCGGCCAAGUAGGGUUCCCAGGGGUCUAUACUCGUAUCAGCUCGCAUCUCUGGUGGAUCGAGAGCCUUGUUGAGGACAAGCCCUUCGGCAGCCAGUAUCCGACAAAGCCAACGAUGGGAUGCGACAGGUGUAACUGGAGUUUAUCGGCAUGUGCGCUAGCGUCUGCAGCGACGCACAAUGUUUCGCGUUGUAUCAUCGAAGCGUGGCUAGCGUCCUCUAUCCGGGUAAAAUUUGAGCCUUGCUUGUUUCGCGCCAUUGAUGAGCUGCCCUCUAACCAGACUAAGAAGAGUCAGAACACAUCCUUGGUCGAUGGAGGGGAUACCCUGUUGUAUGCAAGUGGCGACGAUCGUGCGGCUCUCAGAGGUGCAGGGGGGACGGGGCAGAUCUUCGGUCUCAAGCAACCGAUACAAGCCUUCUUUCAGCCUCGGGUGUAUAAUGACGGGUUGUACAUCCCCAAUGGGCAUGUUUUCUUUUUGCGAGGGAAUCAAGUCGCGAGCAGCGGGAGCAGCACUGUUGACCUUGCCGGCGUGAAAGUCCAGACGCCAUUUGUCGGCGAAGUCGAAGCCAGUGGAGAGGCAGAGGCUGUGGCUUCCGACGUUGGUUUCCCGAAUUGGAAAUAUACCUGGCCAGCUGCGAUUUCCUUUCCGAAUCGUAGCUGCACCCCAUACUACGCUUAUUUGGCAGUGUUUAUCUCCGCAGACCUUUCUUUCAUCCAGGUCAGUAGGCCGAUCAGACCAAGCAUUGAUCCUGUCAUCAAUUGAUAAGCCCUGACACGGCGUUAGAAAGUUCGUCACCAUCUCUACUCGACCAUUGCUCCUGUCAUCAGUUGAUAAGCCCUGACACGACGACAGAAAGUUCGUCAUCAUCUCUGCAUAGUCUUACUGACUCUUACAUGUAUUCAUCUCAUGUCUGCAGGUUUUGACAGAAAGCCAGGAGAGAUGGCUACACACAUCGAAAGAAGACAACAGACACGUAAAUUACCCCAUCCUGACUCGGACAUAGUUAUUAUAAUAAAUGACAUACUGGGCUCUUUUGAGUCAGGAAACGAAAAACAAAAGUGUCAUAACAAU